This is a messenger RNA of Moneuplotes crassus, 1113 nucleotides long. The record is from the annotation of a GenBank genome assembly. Lineage: Eukaryota; Ciliophora; Spirotrichea; Euplotida; Euplotidae.
AUGUACAGAGGACUUCCGAGUGGUAACAAGUUAUUGACCAAGAAAUGGCAGGAUAAAGAGAGAAGAAUCCAUAUGGAAAAGCUAAGGAAAGUUAAACCAACUAUUAACCUCAAAAAACCCAAAGCUUUUAAACACCUUAAGUCAAGGGCCAAGAAAGAGCAAAUGCUCGAAGACAGGUAUACUGAGAUAGAAAGAGAAAACCGUAUUCUGCUUGAGAAAAUGACUAGUAUCAUGCAGAAACCUAACAGGACUUCAACUUCUUUUAGCCAGGAUCGGUUUGCUAAUUAUCCAGCAUUCCAAACGAAGAAGAGCUUGAAUCGGCAGCAGAGAAAGCAGGAGCUGCUUAAAAUUACCCUUGAGAAUCAGGCUAUUUUAAGAAGACUUCAAGACAAGAACUCUAAUUAUAAUGUAGCUAAGUGGGAGCAUGAGCACAAGAUGAGAAAGGAUUUACUCAAGAACAUGAGCGAAUAUCCUGAUGAUUAUGAUAAAAAAUCAAGAAAAAGACUUUAUAACCGUUCUGAAGCAGCUGGCACUGCUUAUCGCCCAAGGUCUUUAGGGCCAAGACAGACUUGGAGGAAUAAGAAUCAUACUGCCAAGACCGCACCGAUAGUGAAGCAAGCCGAGGCUCUUGAUGAGAACAGACUGGUUCAUUAUAAGAAGGGAAAGCAGUUAGGAAGCGGAUAUUACAUAGUAGAAAUUUCUAGCAGCAGUAGUAACCUCUUUAUCGCUGCAUAUGAUGUUGAAAGUACAGAGAGCUUCUUAAUCACUCUGCCUGAUAAGAGAGCUAAUGAGCUCAUGGUAGAAUUUGAAAAUAACUAUGAACUAAUGGCCUCAAGUCUACAAGUGAUGAACAAGAGAUUAUACUUACUUAAUCCUAAAUACCUCGCUGAUCAGAGAGCUGGAGGUGCAGCUCCGGCUGACGGCGAAGAACUUGGAGAAACAGCUCCUCAAAAUGAAGAAGAUCAACAAUUAAUGCAAGAUGAUGAUCACGAAGAGCACGAAGAGCACGAAGAGCACGAAGGUGACGAUCAGCAGGAUGAAGACCAUCACGAAGAACAGGAAGAUGAAGAUGAAGCGCAUGGGGAAAAUCUAGAAGAAGAGAAAAAUGAAUAA